Messenger RNA from Varanus komodoensis (Komodo dragon), 1023 nucleotides. RefSeq names its product serine protease 33-like. Lineage: Eukaryota; Metazoa; Chordata; Lepidosauria; Squamata; Varanidae. The coding region runs from base 1 to 1023 and encodes 340 amino acids. The record is from RefSeq and is a predicted model, not a curated record. Gene Ontology annotation, molecular function: serine-type endopeptidase activity. The transcript has 6 exons. Gene Ontology annotation, biological process: proteolysis.
AUGGGACUUACUCCCAGUGACAGGCAAGCUCCUGGCACUGAGCAUCAUGAACUGGCUGAAGCCAGUGAGCUGCUGGUGGUGCUCCAUCUGGUGUGCCCCGAGCUCCUGACUUGUAUCAGUGAGGCCCAGCUGUCACCAGCUUGUGGCCAGUGGAUCCCCUCUUCCCGAAUUGUGGGUGGAGCUGAGGCUGCAGUGGGUGCUUGGCCCUGGCAGGCCAGUGUGCAGAUCUUAGACUCCCCUCAAUGUGGGGGGACCCUCAUCGCCUCACGCUGGGUCCUAACAGCCGCACAUUGCUUUAGCAGUCUUUCGAAUCCCUCCCUGUUUGUCAUCUUACUGGGAGCCCACAAUUUGUCAAACCCUGGACCUGAAGCAGUGUCUGUUCCUGUGAAGCAAAUCAUCAUCCACUCCCACUACUCAGGAUACAGAAACGGCAAUGAUAUUGCGCUGAUGGAACUGAAGGCCCCAGUCAACUUCACCCACCACAUCGUUCCUGCCUGCAUCCCAGGACCUUCCAUUCCCUUCCCUCCCCGCUUGGGGUGCUGGGUCACAGGCUGGGGAAACGUCCAGCAAGGAGUUCCACUCCCUGAACCAGAGUCCUUACAGGAAGUGCUGCUCCCACUUCUGGAUAGUAAUACCUGUGAAACACUUUACAGUAACUUGGAUGAGGAAACUCCCAAGGGGACCAGGGUAAUCAAAGAAGACAUGAUGUGUGCAGGAUACUUGGAAGGGAAGAAAGAUGCUUGCCAGGGGGACUCUGGAGGACCUUUGCUUUGCCCAUGGAAUGGUGCUUGGCUAGUGGCUGGUGUGGUGAGCUGGGGGGAUGUCUGUGGGGCUCCGAAGCGCCCAGGCAUCUACACUCAGGUCAGUGCCUACAGUCAAUGGAUCUUGAGACAUGACCCAGAAGUGGCUGCCAAUAUAAUCCACAAUGUCCCCACCAAGAGCUGUUCCUGGUGCCUAGGUGUUCACAGAGCCCUGCUGCUUUCAUUAGCCAUCACGAAUGGGCUCUGUGCCAUGCAUUGGUAA